UCGCGUUUCCAACUGCAGCCAUCUCAACUUCUCAACUCCCUCUCCUGUGCUUCUCUCCCCCUCUCUCUCACCGACCUCCCCUCCCCUUGCAGAUCUGAUCGGCGACGGCGAUCGCCGGACCACCACCGCCCGCCGCCAUGGCGCUCACCCUCCGCAAGAAGCAGCUCGAUUCGAUCGUGAGGAUGCUGCAUCUGAACCAGCAGCUGCAGGGCUCGCCGGACGGGGUCGGCGGAGGGGUGGGGUCGGCGGAGGAGGAGGAGGCGUACAAGAUCCUGGUGAUGGACUCCCCCUGCGUCGCGCUCCUCGCGCCGGUGCUCCGCGUCGGGGAGCUCCGGAGGCACGGCGUCACGCUCCACCUCAACAUCGACAAGGCGAGGCAGCAGGUCCCCGACGCCCCCGCCGUCUACCUGCUCCGCCCCACCGCCGCCAACGUCGACCGCGUCGCCGCCGACGCCGCCGCGGGCCUCUACGCCUCCUUCCACCUCAACUUCUCCACCUGCGUCCCGCGGGCCCUCCUCGAGCGCCUCGCCUCCGCCACCGCCGCCUCCCGCUCCGCGCACCGCGUCGCCCGCGUCGCCGACCAGUACCUCGACUUCGUCUGCCUCGAGGAGGGGCUCUUCUCCCUCGCCCAGCCCAGGGCGUACGUCGCGCUCAACGACCCCGCCGCCGCCGAGGCCGACAUCACCGCGCUCGUCGACGCCAUCGCGCUCGGCCUCUUCUGCGUCGUUGCCACGCUCGGCGCCGUGCCCGUCAUCAGGUGCGCUGGCGGCGGGCCGGCGGAGAUGGUCGCCGCCGCGCUUGACGCCCGCCUCCGCGAUCACCUCAUCGCCAAGCCCAAUCUCUUCACUGAGGCCGCGUCCACAGCAGUUGCAUCCUUCCAGCGGCCACUCCUGUGCCUGUUUGAUAGGAAUUUCGAGCUUUCGGUGGGGAUCCAGCAUGAUUGGAGCUACCGCCCGUUGGUCCACGACGUGCUCGGCCUGAAGUCGAACAAAUUGAAGUUGCCAGAGAAGUAUGAUUUGGAUGACACUGAUCCGUUCUGGGUGGCAAACAGCUGGUUGCAAUUCCCCAAAGUGGCAGAGGAAAUUGAGGCCCAGCUUGCCAAGUACAAGCAGGAUGUGGAUGAGGUGAACCAGCGCACAGGUGGUGGCAGGGAUGGUGUUGAGUUUGAUGGCACCGAUCUCAUUGGCAACACCAGGCAUCUCAUGAAUGCUGUGAACUCGCUCCCAGAAUUGACGGAACGGAAGAAGAUGAUUGACAAGCACACGAAUAUUGCAACGGCGCUGCUUGGCCAUAUCAAGGGGAGGUCUCUGGAUGGAUAUUUCGAGUGUGAGAAUAGUAUGCUCGUGGAUGGCACCUUGGACCGGACCAAGUUGAUGAACCUGCUGAGAGGGAACGGCACCAAGGAGGAUAAGCUCCGACUGGCUGUGACCUACCUGCUUUCCUUCGAGACACCAGUGCCAUCUGACUUAGAGCAGGUUGAGGCCGCUCUGCGUGAGUCAGAAGUGGACAUGUCCGCGUUUCAGUAUGUAAAGAGAAUAAAGUCACUGAAUUCCCAGUUCGCUGGUGCAUCAAACACCGCAAGCAAGGUUAACAUAGUUGAUUGGGCAGAAAAGCUUUAUGGGCACUCCAUUAGUGCCAUGACAGGUGUGAGGAAUUUGUUAUCAGAUGGAAAGCAGCUGGCCGCUACAAGGGCUGUAGAAGCUUUGAUGGAGGGGAAACCAAAUCCUGAAGUUGACAACUACUUACUAUUUGAUCCACGGGCCCCUAAAUCAGGAACUGCUGGACAGUUCAGAGGACCCUUCAGAGAGGCCAUUGUUUUCAUGAUUGGUGGUGGAAAUUACAUUGAAUACAGGAGCUUGACAGAGCUAACGCAACGUUCACAGACUACCAAGCAAGUCAUAUAUGGAGCAACUGAAAUUCUUAAUGGGGUGGAGUUUAUUCAGCAACUCUCAGAACUGGGGCAGAAAGCAGGGUUGGGUGGUGUCAGCAGCAGCCUGCCACCCCAGUAAACAGGCUCCUUCAAGAUAUUUUGAUGUUAAUGGGUGUUUAAAGCUUCCUAGAUCAGUGGUAUCUUACCAGACUUUUGAUGUUAAAGAGUGGUCCAGACUGCAUAGAUCAAUGGUAUCCAAUUUCCAAAAAGCUCAGGUUUAUGGCCUUGCUUUGAAUGUCAUCUAUACAAAGUUUUCUUAUGAUUUUAUCUUUCCCGAGUCUGAUAUGAAGUGUCCAUGUAUGCUCAUUUUCUUUUAUCAUCAUUGAUUUCUUUUGUCUCCUUUUGGUUCUCUGAGAUUACCGAAAUUAUUCAGUGAA
Molecule: messenger RNA, 2307 nt
Organism: Oryza sativa Japonica Group (Japanese rice)
Lineage: Eukaryota; Viridiplantae; Streptophyta; Magnoliopsida; Poales; Poaceae
Source: RefSeq, a predicted model, not a curated record